Molecule: messenger RNA, 4932 nt
Organism: Zeugodacus cucurbitae (melon fly)
Lineage: Eukaryota; Metazoa; Arthropoda; Insecta; Diptera; Tephritidae
Exons: 9
Coding region: 500-4831 (1443 amino acids)
Cellular component (GO): nucleus
Molecular function (GO): zinc ion binding
Source: RefSeq, a predicted model, not a curated record
AGUACAACACACUACUUUGUAAUGAAAUUAUAAUUAAAUUAAAUAUUAAUGCUAAGCUACUGUGUCAAAUUAUUAACAUUUUAUAUUUUAUUUUGACUGAAAUCCAAUACACUAAAUUUAUUUAACAAAUAAACAAAUGUAGUUUUUAAAUUAUUUGUAAUUUGUUGCUGUAACGUAAGAAAACAAAUACUUUCGAUUUGACAGUUUUUGACCGGACAGCAAGCCGGGCCGGGUCCUUUUCGGUCACUUAGACUUGGGGAAAGCAUCUUUUUUGCUUUAAUAAAUUUACAUUAAUUAUUUUAAAUUUAUCGAAAAUAGGCACAUCUCUAUAUUGUUAUUAUUUGCUUAUCAGCAAACAGCUGAUUGGGUGUUUUUAGUUCUUCAGUUGUAUGAAAAAAGUGGUUGGAGAAUUUAAAUUAUUAAACAUUAGCAAUUUUGCAAAAAGUGACGAAGAAGAAGUUUAAUAAACUUUAAUAAAAAUAAGUGCAAAUUGUUAAAAAUGCAGUGUCGCGUUUGCAUGAAGACAAAAUGUAACAUCCUAUUUAAUAUGAGCAUUGCGGAUACAGUUGAAGGACAGACGCUGUUCGACUGCUUCAAUUAUUGUACACAGUUACAUGCAACGGCCAGUGAUAAUUUUCCACAAACACUGUGCCAAACUUGCACUCGAAAACUACGCAUAGCAUAUAGUUUUCGAAAAUGUGCGCUGCAGUCCCAUGUUAUGUUUGAAAAGCUUCUUAUAGUACAAAAAAGUAAAAAACAAACAACUGUUAAUUCUAUAAUGGAUAGCGCAGUUUAUGCAGAUGAUCCUUUGAGUAUAGAAUUCAAUGAAGCGCUGAAGUUUGUAAAAGAAAGUGAUAGAGAACAACUUCAACUUGUGGAGAACGGUGGGAACGAACUUUCCAACUUGGAAAUUGAAUACGUCUAUGAUUCUCCACUAAUAAGCGAACCACUAGAGGUCGAGGUCGAACAGCCCCAAACGAGCUGCUACAACGACAAUAUACAGUCACAAGCGCAUAUCAUAGAAGAGGCUUAUGAAGAAAGUGCAUUAGCCGGUGUUGAGGAAUGUGAGACUGAUACAGUUGAAUAUAUUGUAGAGAAUUUGGAGAAACAUAAAAAAUUAAGAGAUUACAAGUUUAAUUUGUUAAACAAACACGAUAAGCAUUCGAAUACUAGUUUGAGCCCAUAUAAAAAGUGUGUAAAACAAAAACCUGAAAAUGAAAAUGAGAAGAAUACUUCCACAUCAGAUUGUGAUAUGCCACAUGAUGAUCAAGAAGUCCAUGGAACUAUUUCUUACAUGGAGGAACCCAACCAUUAUAAAAUUUCUGAAAAUGCAUCUGAUGAAACAAGUGUAUCAAUAAAUAUGUAUACACAAUGUGAUCGUUAUACAGCGUUGUCCACUGAGGAGAAUCCACAAGAAAAACUAGAUAACCAUAAACUGGAAGAAAAGGGAAAGUACCUUUGCUCAUUUUGUCCUCGAGUGUUGUCAUCUAAACGUGCUGUUGAAAUACAUGAAGGAAAGCAGCAUUUAAAUAUUGAACCUGAUCUUAAAGAAUGUACAUUUUGUCAAAAGAAAUUUAAUAAGGUAUAUUUAAGAAAACAUAUCGAAAAUGUGCAUAUUGGAGAGCGCAAAUAUAAAUGCGAUAUUUGUGGUAACAUGUAUAAAACCAAUGAUAACGUUAUGCGACACAGACAACUACACACCAAAGAUCGAAAUUAUCCAUGUGCAGUAUGUGAUAAGAGGUUUACUGAAAAAUCGGAACUUAAAGUGCAUAUGCGGCUUCACACAGGCGAAAAGCCAUUUGCCUGUCAUUUGUGUGAACGUCGAUUUCGUAUAAGAGUUCAUCUCACAUAUCACUUGCAACAACAUGCGCGCAUUAAACACAAAUGCGACGUUUGUGGAAAAGAGUUCAAACAUGUCAAAUCUCUAAGGAAUCAUUUGUAUUUGCAUACCGACGUUAUGCCAUAUAGGUGUGCCGUUUGCGGUUAUGGCUCUGUAAAACGUGAUUAUUUCGUCAAGCAUAUGCUGCAUAAGCACGACAAGACUAUGAGCGUUGAUGAAUUAUUUGUCAUAUUCCAAGCGAACACUGGUAGAUCUCCGUAUGUAAAGGUAGUUGACAACAUUGACAUGAACGAUGAGCACACACAAGACAUGGCAACUAAAAUGCAAUGUCGUGUGUGUAUGCAAAGUAAAUGUCAUAUCUUGUUCGAGAUGAAUAUUUUGGGCACAGAGGAUGGCAAAAAUCUUUACGAGUGCUUCAAUGAAUGUACCCAACUAGAAGCAUCAGCAGAUGAUGGACUUCCCAAAACACUUUGUAAAAUAUGUGCGCAGAAACUACAAGUAGCAUAUAAUUUUAGAAGAACAGCAAAACAAUCGAAUGAAGAGUUAAAGAAACUUCUAAUUUCUGUGAAUAAGAAAACUGAUUCGGUUGAUAGUACACCAGAGGAAUUUUGUGCUAUUGAGGAUAUGGGGGACAGCACGGAUCCUUUAAAUAUGAGUUUCCACGAAGCAGUAAGGGCUCUUCAGGAAUCUUUGGUAAAGUCUCCCAAAUCUUCAAAUCGAUCACUUGAGGAAGUGCUUGUAGAAACUUUGGUUGAAUUUCCAAAGGAAACAAAUUGCUUGGAAAAAUCAUCAGAAUCUCCAAAUCGAUCACUUAAGGAAGGGCUUGUAGAACCUUUGGUUGAAUUUCCAAAGGAAACUAAUUGCUUGGAAAAAUCAUCAGAAUCUCCAAAUCGAUCACUUGAGGAAGCACUUCAGGAACCUUUGCUGGAAUUACAAAAGGAAACUAUUUAUCUAGAGAAAUCAUCAAAAUCUCCAAGUCAAUUUUUUGAGGAAACGCUUCAGGAAUCUUUGCAGAAACUACCUAAGGGAACAAUUUGUCUAGAGAAAUCAUUUGAAUCUCCAAGUCGAUCUUUUGAGGAAGCGCUUCAGGAACCUUUGCUGGAAUUAUCAACGGAAACUGUUUGUCUAGAGAAAUCAUAUAAAUCUCCAAAUCGAUCCUUUGAGGAAACGCUUCAGGAAUAUUUACAAAAACUUCCAAGGGGAACGAUUUGCCUAGAGAAAUCAUCUAAAUCUCAAAGUCGAUUAAUGGAGGAAACGCUAAUAGAAAUUGUAAGGGAAGUCGCACCAGUGACCAUCACAGAACCACAAAAUACCUCAUUGCAGAACAAUGAAAGACAGGCAAAUGUAAUCACGACAAAUAACUCUAAAAUGUAUGAUUCAUUUUGUCAAGACGAAUCUGAAAGUGAAACUGAGCCCAUAGAAAAAGUGGGUUAUACUUGUGAGAUAUGUAAAAGUACAUAUACAAUCAAAAGUGAUCUUAAAAAACAUAUAGCAGAACAACAUAAAUCUGAAGUAAUUUGCAUAAGUUGUUCCAAAGUAUAUGUAAUGCCUAAUGAGUUGCGGAUUCAUAAAAAACUUGUACACGAUACUGAUUCACCAGUACAAUGUGAUUACUGCAGUGACAAACCUAAAAUGCCUCGCACUGAGCUUCUCAAGCACUUUCAAACAGUCCAUAGUUCACGUCAUUUUAGAUUUUUUCCACGUUUACGUAAACGACGUGCCAUAGAUUCGAAUGAUCCCACUGCCUACCAGUGUAAAUUUUGCCAAAGUACUUUCCCAACCGGUUUUGAAUUGGAAGAACAUAUUCGAUCACACGUAUUUAGAUGUCAAAUCUGUUUGAAAAAUUUCAAUAGAUAUUGCACUUAUUACGCACAUAUUAAACGCUUACAUACUUGUACAGGAAACUUAUUUAGAUCGUUAGUUGUCGAUGAAGGUGAAGAUAAAGCAAUUGAAUGUAAACCUUGCCAAAAAAGCAAUACAAGAUUAGGCUCAUACAAUAAUCACAAAAUAACUGAAACAACUGAUAUAAAUGAAACUAUGGAGAAUGAAAUUGUGGAUAUUCUGGAUAUUGAAGCAUCCCUAGCUAAAACAGAAUCGGAACAGAGCCCCUUACUUGCAAAUGUAACGUGGGAAGCUGAAUCCAAUAUUGUUCAAUCCCAAGAAAAUAAUUUAGAAAUUGGACAAAAUAAUGUUGUUGAUCAAGUGCCAAAGGAAUCGGUUAAAAAACAACCAAAAAAAAAGAAAAACAUUUCACAAUUAAAGGAAAAAAGGAGGUAUCUCUGUUCAUUUUGCCCACGUGUGUUAUGUUCAAAUGUGUCAUUGCGAACACACGAAAAAACUCAGCAUCUCGGUGGAAAAAAAGAUAUUAUGAAGGAGUGUCCCAUCUGUCAGAAAAAAGUGUAUAUGGACUACAUUAAAAAACAUAUUAGAAUGGUGCACAUAGGGGAACGUAAUAACGUUUGCGAUAUUUGUGGCGGCAGAUACAAGACAUUUAAUACACUCCAACGGCACAAACUGUUGCAUAUGGCAGAUCGCCAAUGGCAAUGCAGUGCAUGUGAUAUGAAAUUCGUGGACAAAUAUGCACUCAAUAUACAUAUGCGCCUUCACACAGGCGAAAUGCCAUUUGCUUGUCAUCUAUGUGACCGACGAUUUCGCAUAGGGAGUCAUCUCACCUAUCAUUUAGAGAGACAUGCUAAUAUAAAGAAAAAGUGCAACGUUUGUGGCAAAGAAUUCACAAGCGGAACAACAUUGCGAAAACACUCGUUCCUGCAUACUGGAGAUAUGCCGUAUAAAUGCACUGAUUGCGACUAUGAAACGGCUAAACGUGAAUAUUUCAUAAGCCAUACGCUUCGAAAACAUGACCGAAAAAUGACUGAAGAUGAAUUAUUUUUAAUGUUCAAAAGGAAUACUGGUAAAACGCCUCGCGUAAAAAAUUUUGAAUCUCUAAACAAAUUAUUUGAAAAUUCGGAAAAGACAGAUCAUUCAAAUUAAUGUUUAAUUUAGAUUUAAUUCUAAAUUAAAAUUAAAAUUUUUGUAGAAAAAAAGUGAAGAAAUAAAUUGUCUAACUUAUUAAUAACAUCUUGGCUUUCGAU